This is a messenger RNA of Callorhinus ursinus (northern fur seal), 2132 nucleotides long. It is a transcript of the gene CFAP410, whose product is annotated as cilia and flagella associated protein 410. The record is from RefSeq and is a predicted model, not a curated record. Gene Ontology annotation, molecular function: protein binding. Lineage: Eukaryota; Metazoa; Chordata; Mammalia; Carnivora; Otariidae. Gene Ontology annotation, biological process: cytoskeleton organization.
CUGGAGACGGCAGCCGCGGAGCCGAGAGCCCCCCGGCUAGCGGGCGGUGGGUCCGGGGCAGGGCCGGGCCGCAUCUGGGUUCCCGGCGGCCCUCCGCCAUGAAGCUGACUCGGAAGAUGGUCCUGUCCCGGGCCAAGGCCUCGGAGCUGCACAGUGUGCGGAAGCUCAACUGCUGGGGCAGCCGCCUCACAGAUGUCUCCAUCUGCCGGGAGAUGCCCAGCCUGGAGGUGAUCACCCUCAGCGUCAACAGCGUCUCCACCCUGGAGCCCGUGAGCCGGUGCCAGCAGCUGAGCGAGCUCUACCUGCGGAAGAACUGCAUCCCCAGCCUGGCAGAGCUCUUCUACCUGAAGGGCCUGCCGCGCCUGCGCGUGCUCUGGCUGGCAGAGAACCCGUGCUGCGGCACCGACCCCCACCUCUACCGCAUGACCGUCCUGCGCAACCUGCCGCACCUGCAGAAGCUGGACAACCAGGCCGUGACCGAGGAGGAGCUGUCCCGUGCUCUGAUGGAGGGGGAGGAGGUCACAGCCCCCAGCGGACAGGGCACGGGGAAUGGCAGGCCUGCGCUGUCCUACGCCCUGAGCGCCAUGGACACCACUGCUGAGACCCGGCAGGACACGCUGGGCUGUGGCCAGGAGGAGACGAGCAUCCAGAGCCAACUCAGCCUGAAGCCACCUUCCCGGGACCGGUUUCCUUCCUUCUCACAGAGGGACACCGUGAGCAGUCGCAAGAACAGGAACAAUGUGCUGACCGCCGUCCUGCUGCUCCUGAGGGAGCUGGACACCGAGGGGCUGGAGACCGUGCACCAGACCGUGGCCAGCCGGCUCCAGGCCCUGCGCAAGCAGGACCUGCAGGAGGACGUGGAGUGACCGUCAGUCGGAAACCCGAGCUGCCACGCCUUCCUCCCGCGACCCCGUGCCCAAGCACCUGGGAGACGUGGGGUCCCUUCCACGGCCACGGCCUCUACUGGACCCCGGCUGAGUCCCAGCACGUGGGCUGUGUCCCAGGAAGUUCAGGCCUGCCUGGGGAAGCCAAGCCCUCGGUGUGGAUGGCGCCCCAGCGAGAGCAGGAAGGGCGUCGGGCACUUGCCAGGUGCCCUCCUGCCCGGGGCCCAGGUGGACGCCAGCCUGUGUGGGGGGCCCACCUGGACUUGGCUCUUCCUGAGGCGGGCAUGGCUGCCACUGUCCCUAAUAAAUAUCUUACCAAAGUCUGAUCUGGAAGCAGGCGUUUCCUAGGGGACAGACAUGACCUUGACAUUGUUUUGAAGGUGAGGGCCGUCGCUCAUGCGCGUUUCUCCUAUCGGUUCUCUGCCCCAGUUGUGGAAUAGGCUCUGUCCACCAUGGCCAGCUUCCAGAAUGGUGCGGUCCUUAGAGUGACUUGGCAUCAGCAGACCCACAGCAAUGCUGCUGGCCGCCACCGGGACAUGUCGUGCAGCUGUUAGGGUGGGGGCAGGACUGGAGAACACACCUUCCUUUUUUCUCUGCCUUUUUGAGAGCCCGCAGGGCCAGGGGUUUGUGCGGAUGGGUGGGAGAGGCCCGGGGUGGGCAGGAUGCAGGUGCAGCCGUGGGAGAGGCAGUGGCUGGGGGAGGACACCUCAGGGAGAGCCACGGGCCUUGCUCUGAUGGUAGUGCUGCAGGCCGAGGGGCCUUCCUAGUGCCCCCCUGCAGCUGAGGAUGCCUCCCUGGGCUGGGGAGCGGCGUGGCCUCUGAGCCGGUAGCCGGUCUUACUGCGGCCGGGACAGGAGCAGGGUUGCCUUCACCCCCGCUCCGGUUGAUGGGGACCCAGAUCUGUGUAAUGUGUCCAUCACCGUGCUAGCAGAGGGGUGACUUGUGCGCCGUGUGCAAGGAUCCAGGUGGGGUGGCCAUGCCCAGGAGACGGUGCUGCCCUUAAAGAGAGGCUGCACUCAGGCCAGCGAGUUUCAAACGGCCCGGGGCCCAGGAGGGCUGCUGGGCGCUGGGUGCUGGGCCCCCGGCGGGUGGUUGCUCUCUGGGGCAUCUGUGGUUCUCCAGGAACUGAGUGGCAGAAGCGAGGCGUCGCCAUGUGGGGGCGUCUGUGAGGGGUGGCCACCCGGCCGUGUGUGCACUUUCCGCUGUAUGUGGGGACAGGCUGACUCUCAAUAAAGCGUCUGAGAGCAA